UUCGAACACUAGGCAGUUCGAUUUUAGACGACUUUGAUACCAUCUAAACAAUCCGUUAAUUUCAGUAACUCAGAAUUAUUGAAAGAAAAAUUGAAAAAUACAACUUAUACUACAUAGUAACGGCUACUCUGUCAGUCGACCUGGGCGGCGAAUCAGCAUCUAACAAUAUUCCGUUUCAGCCAUGGCGGUCACCUCAGUAUGCCCCUUCUCCAAGAGAAAAAUCCAUCCACAAGUGUUCUUCUUCGUUUGCUUGUGCAGUUGUGCGAGAGUGUGCUUUGGCGUCUUGUGCUUGCAGUGGUCAGCAUUUUUUGCUAACCAAUAACCACCACAGCCUCUCGUUCUAUCCCUUUAUUUUGACGGUACUGCCCCCCGAGAUAUAAUAACACUCUUUCUGCCCAUCUCCUCAGUCCUCACAUCCUCCAUUGCUGCAAGUUCAGCUUAGCAGACUCUCUUCUUCUUCUUCUUCUACUUCGACAGCUUGCAUUUCGAACACUCUCGACUCUCCACCACAAUCUAACUGUACAGUAGCUUCUCUAGCCAUAAGGGUUCAGCUUCAACGAUGGCUCUCAUCCAAUUAUGCUCCACCUCGUCGUCCGGAAUUCGACCGUCUCCGACUUCCUUCCCCAGCUGUUCUUCCGGCCUUCCCACCGUCAACAAGGACCCCUCCAUUUCUUUCUCUGGCUUCGUGAAUCCCGGCGCCGGAGUUGGGUCUUCUACAAUGUCCACCAGGAGGAGGAAGGGUUCGGUUCUGACGGUGAGGUCAAGCAUGGAGACGGUCGCCACCGUCGGACAGGUCACGGAGGUUACUAAUGACACAUUCUGGCCUAUUGUUAACUCCGCCGGCGAUAAGACCGUCGUUCUCGACAUGUAUACCCAGUGGUGUGGCCCGUGCAAGGUGAUGGCUCCCAAAUACGAGGAGUUGUCGAAGAAGUACCUCGAUGUGGUGUUUCUGAAGCUGGACUGCAACAAAGAUAACAGGCCAUUGGCCAAGGAGCUUGGGCUUAAGGUGGUACCAACUUUCAAGAUUCUCAAGGAUAAGAAGAUUGUAAAAGAAGUAACGGGUGCCAAAUACGACAACCUUGUUCAGGCAAUCGAUACUGUUCGAUCCGGUUAAAGCUACUGCACUAGAAAGUUAAGAUGCAUCGGCGGCUGAGUAUUCGAUUGGCUGGCUUUGCUAUGAUUUCUACCCUUGUUGCUGCAUCUGUGUUUCUAACUCAUUUAUGUUUCGGCUGCAAUGGAGUCCAACCUGUGAUUCUAUGCAAAGAAGCUGGGUGGGUGAUAGAAGGGAUGAUCUGCAAUCUGCAUUGCGUGUAUUGGUACUGAGAGGGAAACAAUGUAAAUGCGUACAUUACUGUGAUCCAAUUGAAUGAAGAAGAAUGGGUAUGAUAAGGCUUUCCUGAGUUGUCAAGAAAAGAACUUUAAAGCAGUAAAAGGGAAGAGAAUACCGUUAAAGUGGCUAGCGCGGGCAGUUGGUGCUUGCUUUCCUUUUGUUUCAAAUAACUUUUUAAUUAAUUA
Molecule: messenger RNA, 1515 nt
Organism: Linum trigynum
Lineage: Eukaryota; Viridiplantae; Streptophyta; Magnoliopsida; Malpighiales; Linaceae
Source: the annotation of a GenBank genome assembly